Messenger RNA from Asparagus officinalis (garden asparagus), 630 nucleotides. RefSeq names its product B3 domain-containing protein Os04g0386900-like. Lineage: Eukaryota; Viridiplantae; Streptophyta; Magnoliopsida; Asparagales; Asparagaceae. Gene Ontology annotation, molecular function: DNA binding. The coding region runs from base 87 to 626 and encodes 179 amino acids. The transcript has 4 exons. The record is from RefSeq and is a predicted model, not a curated record.
AAAAACAUUGGAAGCCUUGCUGCCGUUGUCUUGAUCAAAUGCACUGCUUCUGAGCUUCCCUUCCGUUUGCUUCCUCAAAAAUCUCCAUGAAAAACCCUUCAAGAUGCGGUUCUAGCACCCCGGCUCUCUGUCAAGUUCCUCUGCAAGAUCAAAACUUCUUCACCCAAAGUUCGUGCGACUUUUCUGCUGAUGCUAAAAAUGAAAGGAGCAGGAAUUCAUCUAAAACCCCUGAAUCAAAGAUGAGAAGAGCACCUCUUCGCACAUCCUGCAAGCGAGAUAGAAUAGCCCCACUUUCAGGAAAUCCAUACUUCACGUCAAUCGUAGUGAAGACCCAAGUCACUGAUCCUUUCUCGUUGGUGAUUCCCCGGUGUUUCCGUCGAUUUCUACCCAAUUCUUCUGUUGAUGUGGUCUUAUACUGCAGAGGCAAGAGGUGGAAGGCGAAAUACUCAGGACAACUAACCUUGAAGAGAAUAAACACUGGAUGGAGAGAUUUUGCACUUGACAAUAAACUGAAGGUUGGGGAUGGUUGUGUCUAUGAAUUGAUGGAUUGCAAUAAAUUGGAGUUCAGAGUGCAGAUCCUGCAAGGAGAAGUCCCAACUAUGUCUACUCAAGAUUUAGUUGGUUGAAGCU